CAGCUGAAGCCAGUCUGCUGGCAGAGGCUCAGCUUAUUACCGACUGCCCGCUCUCCUGCCGCUGUCUCUGCCUUUAUUUUGAAGUACCCGUGGCUCGGCUCAACUCUUCCUCAUGCACAGCUUCUCGGCGGAGCGCUGCUGCCAGGUUGACAGUAUGGAUUCCCAGCCAGCGGCGACCACCGAGCUGAAGCCGUGCGUUGAGUACCACGACCUGGAGGCUGCAGAGGCGCUCGUCAGCAUGAGCUUCUGGGGUCAAAGGUCACACAAACCUCGCCCGCUGACCCCCACCUCCGACUCCUGUGACUCCAUCCAGCUCCACCCAGAGGGAGGGGACACUCCCAAAGACCUGAUCGCUCUGUCCUCUCUGUGUAUGACUCCACCUCACAGUCCGAGCUUCGCCGAGGCCUCCACCACCGCUGUCCUCACCACCACCUCUGCUAUGAGCCCUGCCUCCAGACCAGUCUUACCCCACCUGGGCCUCAGUAUCAGCCCCGCCCUCCUUACUGACUCCCACACGGGCCUCCCCCAGCCCUCCCCCUCCUCCUCACCUCUCAUCUCAGACACCUCAGCACUUCCACCUCAGACAGAGUGGUCCUGUGUGGCUCCGCCCAGCAGAGCCAUGGCCACCAGCGUCAUCCGCCACACCGCCGACAGCCUCAGCAUUCCUCCUCCUCCACCUCCCGCUCCUUCCUCCCAGCUGACAAAAACCUCCAUGCCACCUCAACCAGGACCUCCACAGACACUUACAGAGGAGAGGGACAGACCUCCUCCAUCUCCUGACAACCCGUCCUCCCCUCCCUCCUCAGUGUCUCCUCCUCACUCCAUCCCUGUGUCUUCCUCCUCCUCCUCUUCCUCUCCAGUGUCCCCCUCUCCGGUCCUCUGCCAGGUGUUCCCGGUGAGCAGCCGGACGGGGAUGAUCUCCGCCUUCGUCCAGGCUCCGGUUCAGGUUCAGACUCAGGGGGGGCCCAAACCCAUCCUGCCCCAGUCUCCUUCCAGCUUCGCCCAGCCUCUGCUGGUGGGCUCCGCUGUGCCGCAGGGGACCGUUAUGUUUGUGGUCCCCCAGCCGGCCGUCUCCCAGCCUCCGCAAGGCCCACAGACUGUCAUGACCCUGGGCAACACCAAGCUGCUACCCCUGGCCCCGGCUCCAGUUUACAUGCCAUCAGGAGCGAAUGGCGGCGCCUCGCAGGCUGACUUCUCCCGCAGACGGAAUUAUGUCUGCAACUUCCCCGGCUGCAAGAAGACGUAUUUCAAGAGUUCACACCUGAAGGCUCACCUGCGCACACACACAGGUGAAAAGCCGUUCAGCUGUCACUGGGAAGGCUGUGACAAAAAGUUUGCGCGCUCUGAUGAGCUUUCCCGCCACCGCCGAACACACACCGGAGAGAAAAAGUUUGUCUGCAACAUGUGCGACCGGCGCUUCAUGCGCAGUGACCACUUGACUAAACACGCCCGACGGCACAUGACCACCAAGAGGGCAUCCUCAUGGCCCACCGAAACCGGAGACCUCAACAAAGUGGCCCUGCCCAAGGGCCAAAACAGAGGCCCCGCGCUGCCUGUGGGCGUGCUCGUACCCACCGCCAACUAACAGACUCAGGCAGGACCCCACAGGGCCAACUCAGGACCCCAGAAAGGUGGGGGGGGGGGGGGGGGUGCAACCAGACACUUAAAGGUUAGUGACUGGUUGUUUCAGUCGGCUCCACCAGCCACAUCAGGACGAUCUUUUCUACUCUACAAAUCAUAUUUGGCUGGUGAACACCGUGAAGACAGCGACUGGGCCCCGGCUACGUUUACAGAAAGACCUCAGAACAGGGUCAUUAAAACAUGGCAAACUCUGAUUAUCUGAAACUGGGUUAAGACGGCUAUCUUACUCUCGUCUUAAGCAAGAAAACCAGACCAGUUGUCUGUUUCUUUUCAUUUUGGUGUAUAAACUUACUUUUCCAGGCUCAGCUAAAAUGUCGUUUUGUCUGACCAACAAUCCAGAAUCCAAAGAUAUUCAAGUUCCUCUGAUGUACGGCAAAGGAAAGCAUUGAAUCUUAAUAUUCGGGAAACUAGAAACAUCAUUAAUCAGCCAGUGUUGCAGCUGUACAGUUCUUCAGUAAAUGCACUGAGCUGCUUUCCACCACUGAUAUUACUACAGCUUUUAGUAAUCUGGACACUUACUGUUCCGUUAGCAUCCAAGCUAGCGGAAACUAGCAAAAAACUUUUUUCCUCAUCAGAAACUCUUUAUUGGAUAAAUGAACAUCGUGGAAAGAAAUGUCAGAGGGAAGUAAAUGAUCCAUUUCAGAGAAAAUACAGAGGUUUGAAGAGAGACUGUGAAGAGUAGAUGCAUGUUCACAGCCGGCUAGCGUGUUAACCGUUAGCUCACUUGUUAACUUCGUUCUGAGACUUUCAGGUGUUGAGGUGAAUUCAUGCCACAGUAUUUCAGAUUAUUCCAUUUUAACAUCUGUAAUAAUCUGAGUAUUUCUGUAAUGCAGAUAUUCUGAGUUUAAUCCAUGUAGACUUAGCCGGAGCAGAGGACAGAGCGAGUUUCCCGCCCUGCUCAGGACUUUUUAUUCCCACCGACCACAAACUCACCGAGGAGAAGGAGGAGGAGGAGGAGGACAUGAAGGCGACAGGCUGCUAUUCAUCCACGGACAGAAACCAACAAAAACCUGACAUUGCACUGGAUUUUUUUUUAAUCUUGCUUGUUUUUGUACUCUCUCUCCGUGUAUAAUCAUGUUUACUUCAUGUGUAUAUGUCAAGUUUAGCAAAAUGUAUGCACUCUUUUUAUUUUUUGCCAAAGCCUCUGUAUUGUGCUUGUAUCGUUAGCCUACUUCUGUUUAUUUGUCUGUGACUGUAAAUAUUGUAAAUAUAUUGAUAUCUAUAUGAAUGUUACGUGUAUUCCAAUCUGCAUUUAUUGACAGUACGAGUUAUUGAUAUUUUAAAAAUGUCAGUGGACAGUAUUCCUCACUGUGAUACUACCUACUAUCUUUGCUUUAUCACAUUAUUAUUAUUAUUAUCAUUAUUUUUAUUAUUAUUAUUUAAUAAAAAUUUGUUGAGGAAAAAAUGCUGUUGAUGAUUUGGCCCAUAGUGUAGCCAGUAAGAAAAUACCUCAUGUCAUUAAAUGUAAUUCUUAAUAAUAACGGCUUUUAUCAGAAUUAUCCCAUUUCUGAACAUUUGCCUGUAAGCGAUGGUGAAGAUUAUGGCUUUUAUAAUAAAAAUUUAC
This is a messenger RNA of Toxotes jaculatrix (banded archerfish), 3205 nucleotides long. RefSeq names its product Kruppel-like factor 11a (gene klf11a). Gene Ontology annotation, biological process: regulation of transcription by RNA polymerase II. The transcript has 4 exons. The record is from RefSeq and is a predicted model, not a curated record. Lineage: Eukaryota; Metazoa; Chordata; Actinopteri; Toxotidae. Bases 113 to 1585 code for a protein of 490 amino acids. Gene Ontology annotation, molecular function: RNA polymerase II cis-regulatory region sequence-specific DNA binding; DNA-binding transcription factor activity, RNA polymerase II-specific.